Molecule: messenger RNA, 4210 nt
Organism: Larimichthys crocea (large yellow croaker)
Lineage: Eukaryota; Metazoa; Chordata; Actinopteri; Sciaenidae
Gene: mybl2a
Product: v-myb avian myeloblastosis viral oncogene homolog-like 2a
Exons: 13
Coding region: 248-2965 (905 amino acids)
Biological process (GO): regulation of DNA-templated transcription
Cellular component (GO): nucleus
Molecular function (GO): DNA-binding transcription factor activity, RNA polymerase II-specific; RNA polymerase II cis-regulatory region sequence-specific DNA binding; protein dimerization activity
Source: RefSeq, a predicted model, not a curated record
UGUGUGUGUGUGUGUGUGUAGCUGUGGUGCUCUUGAACAGACCUCAGGUUUUCAUUCCCGGGUAAAUGUCUGUUGAAACAACACCACGAGUUCCUGAACUAUUUCUGUAACAUAGAUUUCAUUGUGUGUAUGCGAUUGGAGGUUUCCGGGAAAAGACUGCUUGUUUUUUUGUUUUGUUUUUUAAAUACGUGAGUUGUUGAAACUGUUGCAGCUGAAAGUCUGUCUGCUGGACAGAGACACAGGAGGGAUGUCGCGCGGCGAGCUGGAAAAGCUGGACCCGGCUGAAUUCCAGAAGCAGUUGCACAGUCUGAAGUUUAGCAUGGAACAAGAGGUUGACAGUAAUCUGUACAAUGACACUGACUCAGACACGGCGGAUAAAAAGGAUGCUUCCAAGUGUAAAGUCAAAUGGACUCUGGAAGAGGAUGACAAUCUCAAAAUCCUGACCAGCAACUUUGGGAAAAAAGAUUGGAAAACCAUUGCCAGUUUUUUACCUGGGCGAACAGAGCUCCAGUGUAUGCACCGCUGGAAAAAGCACCUGGAUCCUGAUAUAGUGAAAGGUUACUGGUCCAAAGAAGAAGAUGAAAAGAUUGUAGAGCUGGUGGACAAAUACGGCAACAAACACUGGUCUUUGAUUGCCAGGCACCUGAAGGGGCGGAUGGGGAAACAGUGCCGUGAGCGCUGGCACAACCACCUCGAUCCACUGGUGAAAAAGAGCUCCUGGACCGAUGAAGAAGACCUCAUCAUCUACAAAGCCCACACCAUUCUGGGGAACCGGUGGGCUGAGAUUGCCAGGCUCCUGCCAGGAAGGACAGACAAUUCUGUAAAAAAUCACUAUAAUUGCAGCAUCAAACGUAAAGCAGAGUUGGGCUUGUUUAAAGACAUUGCUGACAGCAUUUCCCUUGAUAUUCAACAGUUUGUGGAAGGAGAGGUGGACUUCAAGUGUGACGUUGUAUUAGAUGCUGAACCAGUAACUCCUAAAAUGGUCAGAAUAAAGAAAGAAAAGAAGCAGAUGGAGCCCCAGAAAGUUCAGCAUAAGGGGGACGUGUCGGUUUCACAGAUUUUAGCUUCCAGGAGAGAGUUCUCUUCCCACAGUCCCUCCUUGCCCCCCAGUUCAAGUUCCAGUCCCAGCUCCAGCUCAGGUGCUGCAGCAGUGGACCAGAAAAAGUUUACAGAUGCAGCACUGAGGAUGAUCGCCGAAGACAUGCUGCCACUCAGUUUUGUUGAAGGUGCUGGCUUCAGAUCAUUCAUCAGUACCAUCAGCCCUGAAUACAGCAAGCUAUCCCAGCGUGUUAUGGGCCUGCAGCUCUAUGAUGAGGUGGAGAAAACUAUCAAGCCUCAGCUCAUCCGGGACCUCAAAGCCUGCCUUGCCAAACCCAAAGAUAGUCAGAGCGCUAUUCAUGUCACUUUUGAUCUCUGGGCAGGGCAUUCAUCCCAUCCAGUGGAAGAAGCCAUUGUUGUUGUGCAGCUCCACUUUAUCAGUGAUUCCUGGCAGAUCCGCCGCCCCAUCGUAGCCUUUCGUCACCUCAGCCACAAAAACCUCAGUACCGCAGUGGCCCAGGAGCUUGAAGGUGUGCUGCUCAGCUACGGCAUCUUUCCUCACAGCAUUGGCUAUGUCCUCGCCAACCAAGCCAAAGAAGUCCUGGUUGGGAACAACUUGUUCUGCGACUACAAAAUUAUGCGCUCAUCUAACAGAGGAGAACCAGAUGGAGAUGAGUUAGUGGCAUUUCUGUCAGACCAGAUGUCUGAAACAGAGUCCCCCUUUUCAGAGCUGCAGAUUGGCACAAGGACCAUCUGUGUGGCCAAUACAUUGCAACUUGUGAUAAAGGAGGCACUGAAGAACUCCAGGGUUGUGGAAAACCUGCUCUCUCAGGUCCACAAUGUGUUGGCUUUCUUUAGGAGCAGCGCCUACUGGAGUGAGGUUUUGUUGAAGGAGUGCAACGUGUCCCUGUGCCCUUCAUCCACUAACUGUCGCUGGAACUCCAUGAUGCUGUCUUUACGUCGUAUGGUGCACGAGACCACCUGGAGCGCCAUCAUGACUCUCCUAGCUCAGGCUCGCAUAGAAGCUAACGACGCAGCCAGCGCUCCGCCUCUGGUCAUGGUCAAGAGGGAGCAAGUGAUUGACAUUCUGGGUCUCCUUGAACCUUUUGGGGAGGCCUUGCAGGUCCUGCAAGGAAACGGAGUGACCAUCUCUUUCAUCAUACCUUCCCUCAUUGGCCUUGAUAAGACCUUAGAGAGCAUUGCCACCAACUACACCCACUUCAACAAGGCCCUCCGCACAGGACUCCACACACGCUUCCAGUCCCUGAUUCACCAGAAAGACAUGAUACUAGCUGCCGUGCUUGACCCCAGGAUCAAACUCCAGCCAUUUUCUGACGCCAAACUGGAGGAUCAGACCGGUUUCCUAACACCUCCGACAAAGCAUCAGGCUCGUGCCAUCUUGGAAGCCGCAUUAGGAAGCAUGGAGGCUUCAGCACCUCCCCCCGUAGAAGCAGACAAAGAUCAGACCAGCAAGGACUCCAAAAAGGAGCAGGAGGGUGAAGAGGAGAGCCAAGCCGACACGCUGAUGGAUGCAUCUGGUUGCAGCUCGGAUGACAACAACUGCGAUGGUGUCGAAGGAAACGACCUUAAGCGCAAGUCCAUCUUUAACUUUCUCCAGCCGCCUGCGAAGACCAUGAAGACGUCCGAGCUUGAUAUGUACCUAACAGAACCACGGCUGGAAAGCAACUCCAGUGUGUUGUACUGGAAAUCUGCGACUCGGUUUCCUCAGCUCCAAAGCAUCGCCAAGAAGCUGCUGGCAGUACCAGCCACCUCAGGCGGCUUCGACCGGCUGUGUCAAAUGGCAACAUGUAUUGUAAAAGCCAAGAGGAGCCGCCUACCACCUCACACCACAGAGAGACUACUUCUAUACAAAAACUCUUUAAAGACAAAGACCGUUAAAAAGCCCAGUGGGAUCGCUAAACACUGAUAGGUCAAAUUGCAAUUGGGUCUGAUUAUUCUGUCCUCCACUCUCACUUAUUAUAAAAUACACUUUUUUUUACAAACAGUUGACUCCCUCAUGCCUUGACUUGAUCCCUCUCAAUUAAAUUUAUGCUGUCAAUUGUCUGUCAAAAACUGAAUUUAGCAUAAUUUCUACCUUGCAGGAGUCGUCAACAGCAGCAAAAUAUAUUAACAGUAUGAGGACAAUAUGCUCUUGAAAUAACAAGGACAAAGGCAACCGGCAGGUCGCCAUCAUAGAGUUUUAACUGUUGUCGUUUCUCUGUGGAUUGUGGGUUCAGGUGACUGCACUGUUAUCGAACGGCAGCUUCUGUUUGGCCAUCACACAAAGUAGCUGAACUACGUUCCAGAAACAAUAUUAUAUAAUAAAGGAGUGUUGUAUUUGAGCAUAAUGCAAAAGUAGAAGUAUGAAUUUAGGAGACAGAGAAAUGCAGUACAGGAGAGUGAACAUGAAUUUUGUCUUUUUGUAGCUGCUGCUUCUCACAGACGAAGGAGACAAUGAAACAUCUGUGGUCAGUCAACAUUAAAAAAAAAACAGUGGAAGACAGCAACGCACAUAUCCACCUCUAAUGACAUUGAAAUGAUUUUAAAGAUGUUACAAUCAAAUCGUCAUUUAAAGUGCUUUAGCAUCAGGCUGUGUGUCAUCUGUUGUACUCUUAUAUAUUGCACUGUGAGCGUUUGGCUAUUCAGUGCCCAAAAGAUUUAAAUGACUGAAAAUGCACUGUACAUGUAAGCAAAUAGUAUUUCUGUGUUGUAAUUUAUUUGUAUUGAAUGCUGUGCACUGCUGUACAGAUUGACUGUUGGGUCACUUGGUAGUGAAUUUCAUGAGUAAAAGCCAUGUUUAUUUUUAUUAGACUUUUACAGUUUGUUUAUAUUUUUCAUUUUUAUUGGUCAGUGAUGCAGCAGAGGUGCUCUGAUGCUGAAGAGCCUUGGAGAUUUAUAAACUGUUUUGGGUUUUUUUCUUAAAUAAAUUGUCUGAUGGGGGUUGGCAGUCAUUCUGCAUCAACACAGGUGGGCAACUUUUGCAACAGUAUGAACUUGAGAAUGUACCAGUGUACAGAAUAAAGGUAUUUUCUCUACAGUUUCCUGCUAGUCCAUUUUAUUUUUUUAUCAAAACAUGAAAUAACUAUUUACUGCGCUGAAAUACACAUUCGAACAUUCAAGCAAUGUUUGUAAAAUGACUGUGGCAUCGCUGUAAUUUAAAUGUUUCUAAAAA